This is a messenger RNA of Lottia gigantea (owl limpet), 363 nucleotides long. RefSeq lists its product as hypothetical. Lineage: Eukaryota; Metazoa; Mollusca; Gastropoda; Lottiidae. The coding region runs from base 7 to 363 and encodes 118 amino acids. Gene Ontology annotation, molecular function: SH3 domain binding. The transcript is spliced from 2 exons. The record is from RefSeq and is a predicted model, not a curated record.
AGUGAAAUGGCAAUAAUCGCUGCCAGGGCGUCUGUCAUGAUUUACGAUGAUGCCAAUAAGAAAUGGGUGCCGAGUGGACAUACACAGGGGUUAUCUAAGGUUCAGAUUUACCAUCAUACCACUAAUAAUACAUUUCGUGUUGUUGGUAGAAAGAUACAGGAUCAUGAAGUCGUAAUAAACUGUGCAGUAUUAAAAGGGUUAAAAUAUAAUCAAGCCACGCCCACAUUUCAUCAAUGGAGAGACAGUCGUAAUGUUUAUGGAUUAAAUUUUGCUAGUAAAGAAGAAGCAGAACAGUUUGCUCAGACCAUGUUGACAGCAUUAGAAACUUUGAACAGUAAGUUUAUUUCGCCCAAAUUAUCGUAA